UGUACCCGACAAGUUCGUUCGUACGUACGCACGCGUCCCGCUCACGGCCGACGAGUGUAAUAAUAAGUGAUUGUGAAAUAAAGUUUGAAAAACUUUCAAAGUUUUUGAUUGUCGUAAAAAUUAUAAAGAAAGUAAUGUAUUUAUUUUCUUUUUUUAACCGUGAGUUUAAAUGUGAUUAAGUUAACGUUAAGUUAUGACCAUGUACUUUGUAAACUUACUUUAUAGGGCCCAUAAAGUUGAGUGAACUUUCGUACCUUCGUAACGUUUGGAAUCGCGCAAAUCCCACAGGUGUGUUGUGAGAGUUAAAAUCCUAGCAACCAGUUCAAAAAUGCAGUUUUGUUUAAGUAUCUGUUUGACUAACACAUAUUUUUGUCAUGAAACAAAUUCAGAAACAAAAAGUUUUGUGCAAUUGUAAGUGGUGAGCAAAUACUUUAUAUCGGGUUAUGGAAGAAUUAGAACGGUUACUAAAGAUGUAUUCGAGGAAAUUAAUUGGGAUCCUGUUAACAAUAUAUUGUUUUAUACAAAUUAUAAAUGCUGCAGAAACUUCAGCACAAACGCAGCCGCCGCGGUUCAACAUGCAACCCUCGUCCUUAAAUAGCAUAGUACGAGAAGGCACGUCCAAGAUAUUGCAAUGCUCCGCAGUCGGAAUACCGCAGCCGAUGUACAGGUGGUUAAAAAACGGCGUACCUCUGAGUGAGUACUCGACGGACAUCUUCUACAAGAUUCACAACACGCAACGGCAAGACGCGGGCGCCUACCAGUGCAUAGCCAAAAAUGACGUCGGUGCUAUCUUCAGCGAAAAGAACAAUAUUGUUGUCGCAUAUAUGGGUGUGUUCGAAAGCAAGAUAGUACAAGAAGUGGCAGUUGACUCGGGUAAGGCUGCUAUUUUAGAUUUCCCCCACAUUGACUCAGAACCACCUCCUUCAGUUAACUGGCAGGACGAGAAUGGUGAGCUGAGAUAUGACCAAAAAUAUGCCGUAACCGAUGACCACAAGCUUGUUAUACUGUGUGCUUCAAAAAACGACGAGAGGUCUUAUAGGGCCCAAGCUUUUAACACCCAAUCUGGUAAAGUAGAAAAUAGUCCAUACAUAAAACUGAACGUCCUUGGAGAUGAUACCAAAGAAAUAGCUCCAGAAAUAAUUAUAAAACCAAAAGACACAAAGAUAAUAAAGGGCCAAGAGUACAGGAAUCUAUAUUGCAUCGCAAACGCAAGGCCAUUGCAUGAAUUAGAGACGUUAUGGUUCAAAGAUGGCGUCUUAAUUGACAUUGCUGGCAUUACUUAUGACUUGAACGACCAGUGGAACAGGACCCUCAGUCUCAUAUCGGCUAACUUGACUCAUACUGGCCAGUAUACAUGUCAAGCUAGAUUAAAAAGUGGUGGAUUCGCAACGGUGACUGCAUCGGCUACAGUCACUGUGUUCGAGAAACCCACCAUGUUGUCGUCUUUGAAGUCGGAGACUUAUGGCGAAUUCGGGAAUACUGUAGUCUUAGAAUGUAACGUGGAAGGUAUACCAUUACCUAGUAUCACGUGGUACAAAGAUGCAAAAAAAAUAGCAAGCGUUGGUGCCGAGGUAGGGGAGACCGACAAUGGUGACGUAGAUGACGGCGGAGGCAGGUACCGAGUAGAAUUGGACCGAUCGCUUAUCAUAAACGAUCUAAAAAUGGAGGACAUGGGAAUAUACCAAUGCAUUGCGAGCAAUGAAGCCGGGGAAGCGUCCAUAAACACUUGGCUGAAGAUCAAAACGUCCCCGCCAGUAAUGCAGAGCGCGCCUGCCAACCUGACCGUGCUGGACGGCAAGGACGCCACCAUCAGCUGCCGGGCCAUCGGCGCACCCACGCCUAACGUCACCUGGUACUUCAACGAUUCUCUUAUAAUCAAGUUGUCGGGGCGGCUGCAGGCGCUGGAUGAAGGAGACCUGUUGAUUACGAGCACGACGACUGCUGAUAGCGGCAAGUACACCUGCAUUCGGGCCAACGAUGCAGGCAACGUCUCCGGCGAGGCAUUCCUCACUGUACUAGUGCGGACACAAAUAAUAGCACCGCCUGUGGACACACGCGUUCUGCUGGGGCAUACCGCCACGCUGCAGUGCCGCGUCUCCAGCGACCCUAACGUCAAGUAUAACAUCGACUGGUUCCACAACAAUCAGCCGAUGACGGCGGGUUCGCGCGUGUGGAUAACGGGCGAGGGCGCGCUCAAAGGUAACUCUGAGAGCGAGAACGAGAGCGUGCGCUCGGAGCCGCACUCGUUCGUGAACCAUUACGCGAACGUGAACGACACGCUGCGGCAGUCGUGGAAGCGGCAGCGGCCCGUGCGCAAUUACUCCAGCUACACGGACUCGGAGCCCGAGGGCAGCGCCGUGCUCAGCCUCAACGGCGGACAGAUCGUCAUGAACAACAUGGCGCGCUCGCGGGCCCCGCUGCCCGGCUUCUCCUCCUUCGUAUGA
Papilio polytes (common Mormon) is the source of this 2444-nucleotide messenger RNA. RefSeq names its product protein sidekick-like (gene sdk). Gene Ontology annotation, molecular function: cell-cell adhesion mediator activity. NCBI's taxonomy places the organism in Eukaryota, Metazoa, Arthropoda, Insecta, Lepidoptera, Papilionidae. Gene Ontology annotation, cellular component: plasma membrane; axon. The record is from RefSeq and is a predicted model, not a curated record. The transcript has 11 exons. The coding region runs from base 444 to 2444 and encodes 666 amino acids. Gene Ontology annotation, biological process: homophilic cell-cell adhesion; dendrite self-avoidance; axon guidance.